Messenger RNA from Cyclocybe aegerita, 501 nucleotides. Lineage: Eukaryota; Fungi; Basidiomycota; Agaricomycetes; Agaricales; Hemipholiotaceae. The record is from the annotation of a GenBank genome assembly.
AUGCCCCACGUACUUGCAGCACGCACAUCAGAGAAUCCCAACAGUGAUCAGGUCCAGGAGUUCCUCCUGACAUCCUUCCCGAACGUCGAAUACCUCAACACUGAUAUUAAGACACUGCAGGUCCUCACCGGCUCCCCAAACAACCACGUCGGUCACCGCGGCAGGCCCAUCUUCCCGAAACUGCGCUGUGUGAGAGUCGAUAGCCUUGCCAACGCUGACGGAGCUAGGAGUGCGGUUCGUGACGCAUGUAUUGAGUCAGUAUGCACCCAGUUCUUCGAGGAGAGAGCCAGGGUUGGGUAUCCCGUACGGACGUUUGACUUGAGCAAGUGCGAUGAAAUCGUUCCGCUGGCGGCGUUGGAUGGUGUCGUGGGGUUAAGAGUUAUGUGGACGUCGGAUAGCGGUGAUAUGGAUGAGUACCGGUACGGAGAUGGGGAGGCGGAGCGGCUCGUUCAUGAGACAUGGAGUACAGAGGCGAGUGGUGGGCUUCCAGAAAGUACAUAG